CGAUUCAAAAACUUCGGCGUUUCUUUUUCAAAACAAUCGAUCCCCAAAACCUACGGCUCUAAUCCUUGUCUAUGGAUUUUCCUACUUUUAUUUUCCAAAAUACCCUAGUCGUCCAAAAAGACUUAGAAUGAAACUCAGGGACGAAAUCGUAAAUAUUCCCAUAGAGACGUAGCGUACUUUAAUUUCCAAAAUACCCCGAGAAGUCAGCGGAUGUAACUCAGGGGCGAAAUUAUAAACCUCUCCUCAAAAUGACUGCGCCGACGAUGACAUGUCAAGAUAUGAUUGGUCACGGCAAUUAACCGGAGCCGCCACCAUACAAUACCCGAUUUCUUCUUUCUCCUUGUUCCGGUAACGGAUCCGAAACAGCUUUUGGGUAUCUGCCAAGGGAAGAAGCACAACCCGCCAGUUGAAUCUCAAAAAUAAUUCUGAAAACUCUAAUUUAUUGAGUAAAAUCUGAAAUCAAGGUUGAGAUGAAACGUUCUUUGAUCUUUCUUCUGUGGUUCAUCUCCAUAUCGGGCGUUCUCGCAAUCUCAACGAAGCCGGAGACCUCCCUCUUGAAUCUCGACAGCAAGGGUUUCGAUAUCUUGAAGGCCAAUUCCAUAGUGCCACAAGCGCCUAAAAAUGAUAUAGCGCUAGUGGCUGCUUUAGAUGGGACAAUUUAUCUCGUGGAGGCUAGUUCGAGGAAAAUACUGUGGUCGUUCGCGUCUGGUUCAUCUAUCUAUUCUUCGUAUCAGGCUUUUCUUGAUGGUGAUAACGACAAGCAGCUGAGUACUGACUUCUUUAUAGAUUGUGGAGAUGAUUGGGAACUGUACAGGCAUAACAUUAGCUUCGGAAAAAGGGAAAAACUUCUAUUGACUCCUGAAAAAUAUGUUGAAGGUGCGCCUUAUGUAUCAAAGGAUGGAGUCACAGUGGGAUCAAAGAAAACCACAGUAUUUCUUGUUGACGCCAAAUCUGGAACAAUUAUUAACACUUUUAGAUCAGAUGCUUCUCCUUUGAUAGGAGGGUUUCAAAGUGAUGAAGAAAACCCUAUUCUAUCUAGGGAAGAGAUUGAAGAAUUGAUAGAGCCUGGUGAUGUGGAUUUGCAGAAAGUUGAGCUGCCACUUUACAUCAUGAGGACAGAUUAUGUACUGCAGCAUUUCUCUCCAACUUCUGGCAAGGUGUUGUGGAAUGUAAAGUUUGCUGAUAUUGAGGCUGUUUUUCAGUGUCCAGGGACUGAGAUUGGUUCAGAAUAUAUGAGUGAUAUUGAGUCUCCAUUGCAUUGUCAGACAAGGGCUUCUGUAUACCGAAUCCGUGAGCCUAGCUUGUUAGAUUCUUUUCCCAUGCAUGAUAGACUACCUAAGACUCUUCCUGCUGUGGAAGUGCUCUCUCUUCCUGCUUCUGAACCCAAAUCCCAUAGCUUGUUAGAUUCUUUUCCCAUGCAUGAUAGACUACCUAAGGCUCUUCCUGCUGUGGAAGUGCUCUCUCUUCCUGCUUCUGAACCCAAAUCUCUUUCACAGCCUGUUGGCAGGUUACCUGGACCUCAUCACCUUGGCCAAGGCAAACCACUGCUUGCAUUGCCCCUUUCUGAGGGGACUUUGAGUGUUCAUGGUGGUGAUGCUAGUGAAAUGGAUAUCAUGAGUAUUGUUUCUGACAAUAUUGAGAAACUUGGAAUAUGGGCUGCCCCACUACUGUUCAUUGUUGGCUUCAUCAUUUACCAAUUUUUUGCAGUUCGAGAACCUGGCAAAUCAAGGCCCAAGGAUUCUAAAGUACAAGGUAUCAGUCCCAAAAAGAAGAAAGCUCGGAAAUCAGUAAUCAAUAAGAACAAUGCCAGUAAUGAGAAAAGGCAUGGAAAUAUCUCACAUGAGAGUAAGGUUGCAGACAAUAAUGGACUUUCACAAGUCGAGAGAAAUGAAAUAAAAUUGGAGUUGAACUCUAAUAGUCUUGCUGAUGUUCAUGUAGGCGAACGCAAGAUUGGUAAGAUGCUUGUAUCUAAGAAAGAAAUUGCUAAGGGAAGCAACGGUACCAUUGUACUUGAGGGAAUUUAUGAUGGCCGUCCAGUAGCUGUUAAACGCCUUGUGCGGACACAUCAUGAUGUGGCUUUGAAAGAAAUUCAGAAUCUUAUUGCAUCAGAUCAGCAUCCAAAUAUUGUUCGAUGGCAUGGAGUGGAGUAUGAUCAAGAUUUUGUUUAUCUCUCUCUGGAACGCUGCAAUUGUAGCUUAAGUGAUUUGAUUUAUUUAUGCUCCGAUUCUCAAGAUCAACUAGUUAACCAGGACUGGGAUUCCAACAUCUUGAAUGAGUAUAUUGUUCGAUUACAUUCAAUAAUGGAUCCAAACAAGGAUUUUGAAUUAUGGAAGACUAAUGGAUAUCCCUCUCCUCAGUUGUUAAAAUUGAUGAGGGAUGUGGUCUCUGGGCUAGCCCAUUUGCAUGAACUUGGAAUUAUACAUCGCGACCUAAAGCCUCAAAAUAUUUUGAUAAUCAUCAAGGGGAAAUCCUUAUCUGCAAAACUUUCAGAUAUGGGUAUCAGCAAGCGUCUUCUUGGGGAUAUGUCUUCCUUAACUCACCAUGGUACUGGUUAUGGGAGUUCAGGUUGGCAAGCACCUGAACAACUUCGCCAUGGACGCCAAACACGUGCAGUGGAUUUAUUUAGCUUGGGCUGUGUUCUUUUUUUUUGUCUUACGGGGGGUAAACACCCAUAUGGUGACAAUCUUGAACGUGAUGUGAAUAUUGUGAAUAACAGGAAAGACCUAUUCUUAAUAGAGAAUAUUCCUGAAGCUGUGGAUCUUUUCUCUCUUCUCCUAGAGCCUGACCCAGAUUUAAGGCCAAAGGCCAUGGACGUGUUGCAUCAUCCUUUCUUUUGGAGUUCUGAAAUGCGACUUUCAUUUCUUCGAGAUGUCAGUGAUCGUGUGGAAUUGGAAGACAGGGAGAAUGAAUCCCAACUCCUAAAACAAUUAGAAAGCAUUGGAACAUUGGCUUUGAAUGGGAAAUGGGAUGAAAAGAUGGAAGGUGCAUUCAUCAAUAACAUUGGCCGCUACAGGCGCUACAAAUUUGAUAGUGUCCGUGAUUUACUGAGAGUCAUACGAAACAAGUUAAAUCACUACAGGGAGCUUCCUUCAGAUAUCCAGGAAAUUUUGGGCCCGGUUCCUGAAGGAUUCAAUUUAUAUUUCUCGAGUCGAUUUCCAAGAUUCUUAAUCGAGGUUUAUAAGGUGAUACACACACACUGUAGGGAGGAAGAAUUCUUUCAAAAGUAUAUUCAAAGAAAUCUUAUCUAACCCAACCUCCUCUUUCUCCCUUCUUGCUUUCCCGGCUUCCCUUUUAGCUGCAAGAAAAUCUGUGAAAUAUACUGUAAAUAUUCAUUAUAUUAUACCAUCAACAGAUACAUGUAUCAUUUCAUUACCUCAGACGUAUUUAGCACACGUUUCCUUUUCUGAUGA
Vitis vinifera (wine grape) is the source of this 3410-nucleotide messenger RNA. Its product is annotated as serine/threonine-protein kinase/endoribonuclease IRE1b. NCBI's taxonomy places the organism in Eukaryota, Viridiplantae, Streptophyta, Magnoliopsida, Vitales, Vitaceae. Bases 471 to 3248 code for a protein of 925 amino acids. Gene Ontology annotation, biological process: mRNA processing; intrinsic apoptotic signaling pathway in response to endoplasmic reticulum stress; IRE1-mediated unfolded protein response. Gene Ontology annotation, molecular function: RNA endonuclease activity; protein serine/threonine kinase activity; ATP binding. The transcript has 6 exons. The record is from RefSeq and is a predicted model, not a curated record. Gene Ontology annotation, cellular component: IRE1-TRAF2-ASK1 complex.